Molecule: messenger RNA, 2280 nt
Organism: Glycine soja
Lineage: Eukaryota; Viridiplantae; Streptophyta; Magnoliopsida; Fabales; Fabaceae
Product: cyclic dof factor 2-like
Exons: 2
Coding region: 313-1824 (503 amino acids)
Biological process (GO): regulation of DNA-templated transcription
Molecular function (GO): DNA binding; DNA-binding transcription factor activity
Source: RefSeq, a predicted model, not a curated record
AGAGAACCAAAAAGGAAGAAAGAGAAAGAUCUUUUUAAGACCACAAAGAAGCUUGUGGCUCAAAUUGUAGGUAGCUUCUGAUGUGGCACUCCUACCUGCUUCACCGGAUCAACAACAAAACGCACAAUCAACCACACUCUCACACAACGUGUCACACCCCUUUCUCUCUCUCUACACUUUCUCUCUCUCUCCAACACCACCUUUUAUUUUUUUUUCCCCUUGAGACAAAAACAAAAGUAAAGAAAGAGGUUUAUUUUUAUUUGGGUCUUUUUUUAUUAGCGAAAAAAGGAAUAAAAGAAAAAGAUAACGGAAAUGUCGGAGGCAAAAGACCCGGCGAUCAAGCUCUUCGGGAAGACGAUCCCGGUGCCAGAGAUUCUGCCGGGAUCCAACGGAGCUCCGGCUUCGUCUUCCGGUGAUGUUGUUGUUGAUGACAGUGUUGACGCUUCUUCCACCAACUCUUCAAGGGAGUCUCAUACCAACACAGAUGCACAAGAGAAAGAUUUUGAUAAGGACACAUUGGGAGAAAAACCAACUGAUGACAAGAAGGAAGAUGGAGCCCCCGCCCAAUCAUCAGAAGAGGUCGCCAAUCCAGAUACUGCCUCUGGAACCUGUGAAGAAUCCAUCAUCCAGUCCACCGAGAGGGAGGCUACUACAUUGAAAACUACAAAGACUGAAGAAGAACAGGGCGAGACAAGUAAUUCACAGGACAAGAACCUCAAAAAACCAGACAAAAUACUACCUUGUCCUCGCUGUAAUAGCAUGGACACCAAGUUCUGCUAUUAUAAUAAUUACAAUGUCAACCAACCCCGCCACUUCUGCAAGAAUUGCCAGAGAUACUGGACUGCUGGGGGGACCAUGAGGAACGUUCCUGUAGGUGCUGGUCGCAGGAAGAACAAGAGCGUGGCUUCUCACUAUCGCCAGAUUACUGUUUCUGAAGCAGCCCUUCAGAAUCCUAGAACGGACUUGCCAAAUGGAGCAUAUCAUCCUUCCUUGAAGUGCAAUGGUACGGUCCUUACAUUUGGAACUGAUACACCCUUGUGUGAGUCAAUGGCAUCUGUUUUGAACCUUGCUGAUAAAACCAUGCACAAUUACACAAGAAAUGGAUUUCAUAAACCUGAGGAACUAAGAAUUCCUGUUUCCCAUGCCAGUGGAGAAAAAGGGGAUGAUCAAUCUAAUAAAUCUUCGGUUACCUCCACAACAUCUGUAGAAGGUGCAAGCACCAAUAGACCCAAAGAACAGGUUAUGCAGAAUUGUCAGAGCUUUCCGUCACAGGUUCCCUACUUUCCUGGGACCCCUUGGCCCAUCCCUUGGAAUCCAGUGCAGUGGAGUUCUCCCGUACCACCGCCUGCUUUUUGUCCACCCGGAUUUACCAUGCCAUUCUAUCCUGCAACAGCUUAUUGGGGUUGUGCUAUGCCAGGCACGUGGAACAUCCCAUGGCUAGCGCAACCGUCAUCACCAAAUGGUGCAACACCUAACUCUGGCCCCAACUCCCCAACCUUGGGUAAACAUUCAAGAGAAGACUACACAUUCAAACCAAAUGAGUCAGGUGGUGAGGAUGGACACAGUAAAGAAAACAACAAAGAAAAGAGCCUGUGGGUUCCAAAAACUUUGAGGAUUGAUGACUCGGGAGAAGCGGCAAAAAGCUCUAUAUGGGCGACACUGGGGAUUAAAAAUGACAAGGCUGACUCAGUUCCUGGGGGAACACUCUUUAAAGCCUUCCCUUCAAAGCAUGAUGACAAAAACCAUUCAAUGCAAUCCUCGCGGGUCUUGCUGGCCAAUCCAGCAGCAUUGUCUAGGUCACUUAACUUUCAUGAGACCUCAUAAUCAUGUAGCUUAUAAAUUUGUAAUUGUGUUUUAGGUGCAGCAAACUGAUUUGGCAGUGUUCAACCGGUCCUGAGGGAAACACAAGUUGUAAAGUCACAUUGGUUCACUAGCUUUGUUUGUAAGAAGAGUUAGUUCUGUUGUCAGUCAACUGAAGAAAGAGCUGGAUGGUUCUUCAUGCAUUUCCUUCUAAGGUGAAGGAGCAUUCUUGUGUUUGCUGAGUAUCUCCCUUGUCUUAGGUGUCAUCUAGGCAAUUUUACCCACUUCCCUUUCAUUCAGAUGGUUUUCUUAGUUCAUGUACAUAAAUAUAUAUAAGUUCAUAGUGAGACAUAGUGAGUUUGUUUUCCUAGACCUCGUAUGUAUAUAAAUAAGAAUAAGAAUGGAAGUUCAAAUUGAACUUCUUUGUUCUGGUUUCUUUCUUUCAGAAUGUAACCUUAAUGCUUUUCAUUGACUCAUCCA